CCAAGAGACAAGUAGGAAAGGAUUUUAUGGCUGCAUUAGAGAGGCAGAUAUUUGACUUUCUUGGCUUCCAGUGGGCUCCUAUUCUUGGAAAUUUUCUACACAUAAUAAUCGUCAUAUUGGGUUUGUUUGGAACUAUCCAGUUUAGGCCUCGAUAUAUAGUUGUGUACACGGUGUGGACUGCCCUCUGGGUCACCUGGAAUGUUUUCAUUAUCUGCUUCUAUUUGGAAGUAGGCGGGCUUUCUAAGGAAACUGAUCUCAUGACCUUUAAUAUUUCAAUGCACCGUUCCUGGUGGCGAGAGCAUGGGCCAGGCUGCAUAAGGAGAGUGGUGCGCCCUUCAGCCCCUGGCAUCCUAGAUGAUUACUCCUACGUCUCUGUGACGGGCUGCAUCAUUGACUUCCAGUAUCUUGAAGUCAUUCACAGUGCCAUCCAAAUAUUACUGUCUUUGAUUGGUUUUGUGUACGCCUGUUACGUGAUCAGUGUUUUCAUGGAAGACGAGGACAGCUUUGAUUUCAUAGGUGGACUUGACACAUACUGCUAUCAGCAAACCCCCCUGGAACAUGUUGAGUUAAAGCCUGUAAAGCCAGUCGAACUAAGUAGUGAAUAAUGACUCAGCACUGCUGCUGUUGCUGAGGAAACAGACUUCAGAAGAAAAGACCCAACUUUGUGAAGAGUCACGUUCUAUAUUUCUCACAGUGUGUGUGGAUUGCUCUUCCCACAUGACUGAAUCAUUCAGUCACAGCCUCAGUACCAUUAUCAUCAUUGUUAUUAGAUGGAUACUUGUAGAUGAUCUUGGAUUUUUUAAUUAGUACUUAUAUGGACACUUGUAAAUUGUAAAUUGUUUCCUUUUUAAAUUUUGUUUUUUUACAAUACCUAUUGUUAAGGCAUGACAACGAAACAACUUAUGAAAAUGAUGAGAGAAGAAUGUGUGUUUUUCAAGAAACUAAAUAUUUCUGGACUGUACAAUCAUACUGUGCCUGGCAAAGAUAGUGUUAGUAAAAGAUAAUAUGACUCCAGAAUACAUGUCAGGGGUCAGAUACUUGUAGUGUAAUAUGGACUGUCUUCAAUAACAUAGCAGACUUUCAGGAAGUCUGCACCUCAUGUUGAUUGAGCUACUGUAUGCAGUAGAAACUGAUCAUUCUUUUCCAGAUAUCCUAAAUACCAACGUGCUUGUCUAAAUAUUCGUAUAUGGGGUUUUUUUUUCAUCUCCUCCCCUGCACCCACAACAGUAGCUAUCUGUGAGCUGAAGAGAAGUGAAAUUGAUGUUCUCUGUUGAUGUCAUUCUCCAAGAACCCUUAAAACCAGGGCUCUUUUAGAUAUCUGUAAUUUGCACAUUUUUUUGUUUGUUUUUACUCUUUUCUCCUCAUCCCAGAAAGAAACCAAGCAUGAAUGUACAAUAUAAGCACUAACUACAGCCUUAGAAGUCUCUGGGUGUAGAUUUUGCUCUCGAUUUAAAAGUAAACAAGAAAAUGUGGAUAUGAAAAUGUGUAUAAAAAUUUAUAAAGCUACCUGUAAAUACUUAUUGACAAAGGACAUGUAUGUAAGUGUGCGGCAUUUUGUUUUAUGUUUGAUCACUACUAGUUUAAAAAAGAAAAGUCAGACACAAAAGCUACUUUCUGUGGGGAACUGACAGUCUUUUUAACAAGACUUUUUUCAUUUUUUUUAAUUAAUUGUGGUUUAAAAUAUCACACAAGACACAAUCCCAAGAGAGUGAAAUCCUCUGUUUCUCCACAGAAUCAGUAUUUCAUCAGCAGCAGGAUCACAAGCUUCCUCAUAAAGGUCUGACAGGCUGCCUCAAAUUUUGGAAGGAAAACCUGUAGGGCUAUGAGAGUGCUUCCAUCUUUGUGCUUACUCUUUGAUGGAACUGUCAGGAGGGAUGGUAUGUGUGAUAUACACACCUCACCUGGCCCCAAGAACUGGACUGAGGCCACCACAUUCUUUCAUACAAGGCACAAACAGUCGUAAGAUGCUAGUGACUUCUGAUUGGUCAUCAAUCGGCUGAGGCAUCCAGUUCUUCUAUUACUUGUCUUCUGUGACGCUUACUUCACUUGCAUUGUCUGUUACUGAAAGGUUACAUCUAGGUUCUUUACAUUGGAAUCUAUAUUUGUGCUAUUUACCAACAAGAACCUAGUCAGAAAGUCAGCAAACACAAUGAAGGAGCUGUCUGUCAUUUUUAGAGUGUUAAGCUUGGAAGCUCUGGUGGUGCUUGCCCACUUCUGACAUUCAGCUCAACCAAAGACCUCACUCUGUCUUGUGAAGAAACAUAUCCUGCAGUAAUUCACAUAGGCUACUUUUUCCUGAAACUAUGUAUGAAACGUGCCAAGCCAAUAAUGACAAUGCAAUAAAAUCACUUUUCAGUCUUUUCUAUGACUAGGUAGUACAGGAGUCUCAGAGGAGUUGCCAUGUUAGUCUGUAACUUAAAAUAAAACUUUAAAAACAAGGUAGUAAAGGAUAAUAUGCACUGCUAGAAGUCAGUGCCAAAAAAGGGGAUAUUUUGUGCAAAAUAUAUUACCACACUUCACUGAGUCUGUUCCCCUGGUAGGUAUUUAGUUUGCCCUGUCUUGAAGUCCUAGUCUUCUGAAAAUGUCAAAAUGGGUAUUUUGUCACCAAACUAAUAAGAGAAAAAUGUCAUUUUAAGACAACACAACUGGACCUCAGAAGAUCAAACUAAAGAACUGAUAAUAUUUCUAAAUCACUUAUCAUUUGAAAAAUAUGCCCCUCCAUAGGUUUUAUUAUUUUAGUGAAUAGUGGUAUGCAUGAUAUAGUUUCUUAUUCAUACAGUCUGAUGUAACAACCUAUAGGAAUAUGACACAGCUAACAGAUGCUUACCACUUUCUAUUAUCUAUGUCAGUGCAUUUCAGAGUCUAGGAUUUUUUUUAAGUGUUGUUAAAAGUGCUUGAAUAGUCCACUUUUUCCUUGUAGAGUUGUUCAGCACAUAUUCCUACAGUUCCACCGCUGGCCAGAUGUACACUAGAUAUGGAAGGGUGGCUUAAGGUACUCAACUCGAGCUAUUUAAAUAAUGUAGCUGGAGUUGGCUUACCGUAAGCCAAGAUUGACGCCAUAUUCACAAUGGGAGGCCAAAGGGAGCAAACGCUCCUAUUGGCUUCCCUUGAGAGGAGUAGCAGCACUGACCAGAGCUGCCUUGGUCAUAACUAGACCUGCUAAAUCGAAUGCCAGAUGAUAGAUCUCCAACAUGUAAGUAUAGAUGUAGCCUCACUUGCUGGAGCGUUUGUCCAUCCCCAGGAGCAGUUUUUCACUCCAGUGUUUAGCUACAUGCACUCUUCAUUCCAUCGGCAGCAAGGACAAGGUCACACCUUUGACUGCCAUGUAGACAUACCAUACAGUAUGUUUACAUACAGUAUGUUUUUCUCCUACUCUAAUUAUAAGGAAAAGCUGGUCCCAAAUACCGAUGUUAGCAAACUUGGAAUUUUUAAUGGCACGCACUGUAUGCUUCUCUGUGCCAGGCUGUUUCAUUUCCUUUCACUUUAGAUUUAUCUGAUUAGAAAAAACCAACCCAGCAAUCUAUCAAGGGCCUAUAACAGUGUUUGACAAUGGCAAACUAAAAUUGACAUCCCAAACUAAUUGGCCUGCCUCCUUCUAGAAUCUGUCUAAUUUAGUUUAAUUAUAAUAAAUUACAAGCUGGGAGCUGUUUCGUGCACUGAAGAAGUUUUUUCCAACACAGUAAAACACUAAAUAUUUACAUACCUUGUUUCUAUAUGCCUUCUUUGAAAAACCACUUCAGCGCUUAUUCAGCAAAUAAAACCUUUGACCAGAAAACAGUUGUUUAAAAGUCGUCACUCCAGAUCAUUUGCAGUGCUGUAGUUGUGAUAGCCCCAGGAUAUUAGAAAGGUAAGUAGAGUGUGAUAAUAUCUUUUAUUGGACCAACUUUAGUUGGUGAAGAAAGUUGGUCCAAUGAAAGAUACUACCUCUCCCAUCUUGUCUCCAGACCUUCAUUCGUCAUUUACAAAUUUGUGGUUGGACACUGCAAAGUUCUCAGCAUUCUCAAAUCACAUUGAAGUCAGUGUAAGUUAAUGGCAUUCAGCCAUUCAUGUCAUCAUUGUAGGUGUCUUUACCAUAAUUUGGCUAAACUUUUUAUCUACUGUAUAAAUAAUAAUAAUUAGUUCUUAUUUGCAGAUAAACUCCAAUUAUUGAUAACUAAAAUUCUGAAAGAUCUAUCAUUCAGAAAUAUCUCCCCCAAAUCAGUAUUUUGUCUUCCCAGAAUUCUGAUAUAUCCCCCUCAUUGAAGUGUAGAACAACAGCCUUGUGAGACAGGUAUGUAAAUAGUAUUAACCUCAUUUUACAGAUGAGAAAGUUCAGUGUAUCUUUUGGAUGCAUUUGUGUGGACAGCAUACUUAAUUCAGACAAAAUGGCAUUUACAUAUAUUUCCACUACGUUUGCUUUUCUGGUCUUUUUUCCUUCACUGCUCAACACUUCUCUGAUGUGUUUCAGUUUCUAAAUAUCUCUGUAUUGUGACAUUUAUUUGGAGAAGGGUGCCAAUAAUGCUGUUACAAAGCUAAGAACUGUAGCCCAUGGAAAAUGAUUCCAUUGCAUGACAGAGUAAUAAUUAUUAAGACUGACUCUUUGCAAUGAAUGCAAAGGCAGCAUGCAGAGCAGACAAGCUAGUUCUGAGUGAGACAGGUAGGGGAGUAACACAAAGCAAAAGGAUCUAGGCUGGAAAAACAGUAAUAGGGGAUCAAAUUAAUCUCAGGUGUAAUUCCAGUGAAGUGGCAAGGAGUUAGAAAAGGGAAUUAAUAUGGCCCCAGGCAUCUUGUGUUCCUUCUAAGUCCAUAGAUUAUUUGUAUUGAUCAUUAUUUGACAGCAUUCUUUACCUCACUGUUUGGUGACUGUUUCCAAAUUAUAGUACUUCUCACUGUAAUUUCUGUUUCUUGCAUGUUCAUUACAUGUAAUGUUUAUGUUUGUGUCUCUGCUUUUAAACAAAUUAAACAUCUAGAUCUAAUCCUGAUUUCCCCAACUUUCACUUGCAUCUACCCAUCAGUUCCACUUAGCAUGAGAUUGUAUUAAGUGCUUCUUGUUGUAAGUCUCCGGGGAAUAUUUGCCACUGUGUAUGUCUGUUGUCAUUCAAGACCAGCACCAUAAGUGGCAGUUGCACCAUUAAAUGACAGCCAUGGCCCAACCAGGAUUGAGUUGUUCUCAUUGUAUUGCUAGUGCCACAAAGAAUUAUUGAACAGUGUCCACAGUUCGUUGGGUACUUAAUUCCAGUCCUACACAGCCGUGUUUUCAAAAUACUUGUGGACACACAUAGCCCAGGCGAAACCCACUGAAAUGGUUUGAGUUAGUUACACCUGAGAUUAAUUUGGCCUAAAGACACUACCAUUAACCUAGUCUCAGUUGUUACAGGUAAAUAGUGUACCCAAUCAAUUUAUAUGGUGUCAUAAUGAUGGAGAAAUGACAGCAUUGCCUAGCAUGUGGCAGGCAUGUUGGCUGUAAGCCAGUCGGUAUAAGCCAGUCGGUAUAAGUCCAAGGGUAUAAGUCAGUACAAAUGUUGGUUCAUAGUUUUAAGUAAAAUAAAAAAAUGCAUUUAGUUUGCCACUACAGAAUGUUUACAUAAAAUCUCCUGUGCUGCAGUAUCUGUAGGCAGAACCAAUGCACUACAGUGAAGAAGAAUUGAGUUCUGUGUCCUGUGGCAAAUUCAGCCAAUAAAUAAUUCAAGCAACCACAUUAUGAUAUUAGUAACUUAUAGUAAAGGCCAGUGCUUCCUGUAAACUGAGUACUUGUGCAGCCACCCAGGAAUUAUUCAAAUGCCACCCAGCUCAUUAGCAGAGUGCCCACAGCCAGCAGCAUGUGUUUGUACUAGUGAUGCCAAGCCACACAGGCCUCGGUGCAUGUAACAAAAUUUAUUUUACAUAUAGAUGGAAAAAAUUAGAGGGAACAUUUCCAAAGACUUAGUUGAUUUUAUACCAUCAGUACAGCCCCCUGGACUUCAGGUCUGCCAAAGCCCCCAGCAUAAAUCAGAGCAGACUCAAUUGCCCUAAGAGACUUAAAAAGUAUGAGAAAGAAAAUCUGUGGAGUAUAGGUAGACCUGCCCUUUUCCUCCCUGUGUCAGUGGUGGC
Pelodiscus sinensis (Chinese soft-shelled turtle) is the source of this 6069-nucleotide messenger RNA. NCBI's taxonomy places the organism in Eukaryota, Metazoa, Chordata, Testudines, Trionychidae. The record is from RefSeq and is a predicted model, not a curated record.